Messenger RNA from Pimephales promelas (fathead minnow), 4950 nucleotides. Lineage: Eukaryota; Metazoa; Chordata; Actinopteri; Cypriniformes; Leuciscidae. The record is from RefSeq and is a predicted model, not a curated record.
CAACAAGUGGUAACGGAGUGACAAGAGGCGCGCACGUUGCCAUGGAGAGGCGUCACUAUGACACCAGUCCAGUAGCAGAAGGCGAGGCGUGGAUUCAGAGAUUUCACCGACAUCAACUCCUCCAGUAAAGCACACAUUCUUCUUCAAAUGCCACAAUCUCCGCCAUAAUCGACCUCAGAUGACGCUUGGUUAAAUGAUAGACGACCAAACAUCCGCAUUCGCUCUCUCUUUACCGUAUCGCGUGAGGUUUUGCUAAUCGUUUCUGUCGUCUCUCCAGUUUUAGAGUGUUGUGUGUUGUCCUAGUUGCACGAUAUAAUCCAGCUAGCUCGUCAUGUGGCUGGCUAGCGAGUUUGCGAGCCGUUAAUCGAGCCAUGUUAUGAAGAAACUGACUGAAGAACAAGAAACUGGGGAAGACAUGGACUUGCAUGCAGAAAAUCAGGAAUCGGAGCACAGCCGAUUGUCUCACCGAAGUGAUGCAAAGAUCGUGGAGUCUCCUCAACAUUCUGGGAAACAAGAGAAAAACUGGAAAGACACUGGGAGCUCGGCUGAGGAUCAUGCACGAACCAGAAAACAAGAGCCGACUGGAGACCCAGACCGCGAUCGGUGUUCGGAUGGAGAUCGCAGCAGUGGCUCUUUCUACUCGGAUGAUUAUGAAAACAUCUCGCGCUCGGAUCGGUCGCUCUCGUCAGGCUCUCCAUCUCCAGACAGAAAAGGGAGAUCUAAGAGAGUGUCCAGCAGCCCCUUAAAUCGAGCAGGUGUGCAUAAAGGUGUGUCACGCCGUCUCCCACCCCAUCGUCCUCAGCAGCAAUCAGGAGGUAUCCGAUCACAAUGUUUGAGUAAAGACGCUCCAUCCAAAGAAGUGGACCCCGUCACCAAGCGCAUGCUUUCUGCACGUCUGCUAAAGAUCAACGAGUUGAAGAACGCAUUGUCUGAGCUGAGGCUGCAUGCAGACAAGCUGCAGCGCGAGAACCGUUUACUGAGACAGCUACAGCUGCGGCAAGAGAAAGCUCUGCAUCGCUACGAUGACACCGAGAGCGAGAUCUCGCAGCUGCUGUCUCGUCACAACAAUGAGACUCACGUGCUCCGCGAGAGGCUGCGACGCAGUCAGGAGAACCAGCGCACAGCCGAACGCAGCCUCAGGGAAACAGACGUCCAGCUACAGCGCUGUCGCAGCCAGCUUCAGAAACUGCAGCAACUUGCAGAUGACCAGAAUCUAGGAGAGAGGGAGGAACUGUCACGAAAACUGAUAUACGCUCAAGGCAAAUUGCAAGAAAGUGAACACAGAGUAAAGGAAUUGGAGAAGAACAUGGAGCUGAGUAGUGGGAGCUUUCAAAGGCAGCUAGCUAAUGAGAGGAGGAGAACUCACGAUGCACAACAGGAAGUUAAAGCCCUACAGGAGCAAGUGGAGAACCUUUGCACUAAACUAAAGGAGAAAGAAAAGGAGCUGGAUACUCGUAACAUCUACGCUAACAGGAUGCUUAAAACUUCUUCCAGAAAAGAAGCAGAGAAUGGCAGCAAACGGAAAGGCUCCAAUACAACCAGCACUAAAGGAGUACAGACAGAAGACAGAACGUCCUCAUUGGACUUCCCAUCGCCACCUCCAGAUCUUACCAACGGAAUCCCACCUGACAACCAGGCCGAUGACUACCUCUCCCUGAAGGAUCAAACGCCUGCUGUGAACCACAGAGUAAAAAAGCAGGAUCAACAAGAAAAAGAGCAGAGACUAAAAGAAGCAAAGGAAUGGAAGAUACAACAGCUUUGGAAAGAAAGGGAGAAUGAAAGAGGCAUGGAAUCUGUGAUGGAACAGACAAGGGAGAAGGAGAGAGAAAAAGACACUCUGCAUGACAGAGAAAGAGAAACGGAGAUGCUGAAAGUCAAGGAGAAGCAAAGACUAGAUCAACAACCCAGCUCAAAUGAGAAGCACUUAAAGGGAAGCAGAGGCCUGGGCAGAGAGGAAGAAGAUUGGAGGAAUGGCCUGUCUAUAUCUCCAAAGGAGGAAGAGAACAGAAGGCAGCGUGAACUGGAAGAGUUGCAACAUAAAGCGAGAAAUCGGGAGAUCCAGGCCAGUGAAGAAGAGUGUGCGGAAGAGGAACGCCAGCGCAAAGAGCAGCUAUUGCUUAAGAUGCAUGAGAUCGACAUGCAGACUCAGGGUCAAGACUCAGACUUCUUCUCUGAUGACACGGGAAGUGUCCGCUCUCCUCUACGGUUAUCAGAGAAACGUAACCACAACGGUAUUUUUAAAAGCACAGAGCCAGAGGAGAACACAAACACAUUUGGGAGUGGGAGAAGAGGAGGUGGUCACAGAGCACAAGGACCUAUUGCAGAUCUUGAUCUUUCUUUUGGCAGCUAUGCCCCUUCUUUUGGUAAAUCUGCCCCCCGUACAGGUUUGGGCACACGAAACACAAAUCAGUCUCCUCGAGAAGCAGAUGAAGGGCUUGAUCUUAGUGGCGUGGUCAAAGAAAGGAAGUCAAACCUCAUGCAGCAGCUUUUUGGGGCCACAGCCACUCCACCUCCUUCAGAUCCAUCCAGCAAGAUGGAGAUUCUAACCCCCCCUCUAACAACCCAGUUCCCAUCAGGGCCGGUGAAUGGACGGAGGAGGGACUCAGACACACCAAAUGGACUAAACAUCAGUUCUCUCCCCAACAAUAGAAGCACUCUACAAGUCUCUGAGAGCCGACCCACAGUCAGGGCCAUUACAUCAUUUGAUGAUGACAUAGAGGAACUCGCACUCUGAAUAGUGCACUUUUAUAGUCAAUAUGAAGGAAUCGGUUUCUUGAAAGCAGAAGGAGAAAAUCCAAAACACCUCUGAUAUUUGGUUUUGUGCUCCCUUAUGAAGUAAUCUCUGAUUAAACAACGCUUCGUUUGCCAACAUGCCUCCUUUUUCAACACUUCCGGCAAAAUCAUAGAGGGAAGACUUUCUUAGUUACACUAUUUUCAUGGUUAGGUACACAAAGGGACCUAAAUUAACACUCGCUUUGCAACAAAUGUGGAAAGAAAACCCUCGCCUGUUGGCCGGUAACUCUUUUUAGGAACCACAGCGUAAUAGAUGGUUAAAGUCAAACUGUUAGAAAGAAUGAUAAUCUGCCCCUCGCUGAUGUAAUUAGUGUGAGUGAUUCAAAUCAAGAACAUACAACCUGUCUUGGAGGGACAACAUCCGUUGUGACUUGCACUUUUUCUAAAAACGACUUCUACCUUAAAUUUAGGUUUUUAGGCAUUUUUAUUCACCACUUAUGUGGAAUAUAUCUAAUUUUAAGCCAACAAAACAAAAAUAUGAUCAGCAAGGUCACAAUGUGUUACAAUGGAUAACAAAUAUAUCAGGGAUGUUGGUUAAUAAAAAUAAUUCAUGAAACAGUUUCAUAUCGGAAAAGUAAUAUUUAUGGAUGAUAAAUCCUCACAAUGCACCAUUGUUGCAUAUGGGAGACCAGGCCAUUUUUGGACUCUACCUCUGUGUGUUGUUAUUAUUGCUGAGAAACUCCCUUGCAUACCACAUGGAAAGUAGCUAUAGUUAAUGUUGUAUUCAGAUUUUCUUACUAAACAAGAACACGAUAAGUAGAGAUAGAGGGUGGGUGCAUUAGCCGAUAGUCUUGUGCGAGAUUCAGUUUACUGUACGUGUUUGAAAGGAAAAGGCCCUGCACUUUCAGUACUGAUAUGACUGUGACAGAGCGUUGUCCUCAGAUAGCCACGCUAUGGCUUGGCUGACUCAGGUCUGGGCUGUACCUUCUCUGAACCAGUCCUCCCACACGGCACUUUUUAGUCUCUUCACCUCACUUUAGAUAAAUGUUCAUGUCUAUUAUGUGAAAAAUGAGAGUGUCUGGUUUAUACGGUAUAAUUAAGUUGAGCCAAAUAAUCAAAUGAUCUCUAUACAGAGCACCCUAAAAACAGGACAAUUAAAUAUCUGAAUUUCAGUGCAUUAGAUAACAAAAUAUCGAGCCAACUGACAUUUUCUCUGACCUAACUAACUGGUCCCAAUGUAAACAAUUAAAAAUGUUAAGGCUUUUUCUUGAAAACUGUACUUUUGCUACCAAGUUAAAUGUAAUUUGGCUUGAUAUUUUGAUAUGUGAUAUUUCUAUGUGUAGUAUAAGCAAAUAUUUUUUGAGGAGGCCACUGUAUGUUUUUGUUAUUGUGUGCACAGUAUGAUCCUUGUUACUUUAACCAUUUCAUAACUAGAAAACUCUGACAUAAUUUUACUUUCACUACAAUGUGCAGUGACUUUAUUUGCCUGCUUACACAUAAUGAGAUGUUUUAUUUUUUUUAUAUACGAAUGAGUGUUUCGUAAAGCCCAGGCUUAUCAAUAUAAAACCACUCCUGGGUCAUUAUCUGUGAGAUUUUGUCAGGUGGUUGUUUAAAAAAAAUGUGUGUAAUUAGAAGAUAUUUUUUAUUAGCUCUAUAAAACAAUUGUAGUGAUUUGGUUCUUAUUUAUAAAGCAUUUCAGGGUUCAUUUCAAUCUCAAGUACUGAUAAAUCUGUUGUGAAAUACUAGAAAUAAUGUGCUUGAUACGGUUGCUUAUUUUGAAUUUUUAAUAAGGGACAUCACACAAAUGUAUAAGUGGACCGAUAUGAAACAAACACAAAUCAAAUAUUUAACUAUGUUUUAAUUACAAAAGAUGCUUUCACUAUUUAACAACAAAAUCUGGCACCCACCUGAACACAUCAAUCAGGUUGAAACCAUUUAAAAAUGAGUUUUGGUGUUCUGUCACAAUUCUCACUGCAACUCGACUGAGAUGAUUGACGUUUUAUCUUUUCCAAAGCACUGUGACAACUUACCGUAGCACUAAAAUAGUUCAUUGUGAACAUGUUUAUUAUUCUAUAAUAUUUCAAUGGCCUGAGGUGGAUUUUGUGGCUUUAUUUUAUUUUAUUUGUCUGUCUCUGUUUUCAGACUUUGUAUUGUAUGGCUGAAUCUGAAAUAGUCACCCUCAAUGGAUUAUUCAAAUACAGUUUUUAUGGUUUAAGA